UUUGGGGGAACCGGAAGUAGCCAGUCACACAGGUCAUAGAUGGUUUUCUGUUUCAUUUUUGCUUUUUGGUGUAUAAAGUUGGUAAUGAGAAUAACUCAUAGUGAAAUCCGAUUAUGGCGUUUACUGAUGUAGAAGAAGAGUCUCCUUGUUGUGACGCUGAUAAAUCCAAUUCUUUGUUGCCGACUGCCCGGUGCGGUUGUUUUCGGCUAUCGUGUUUUGGAUCCCGUCGUGUAGCCACUGUUGGACCAUCGUGGUGGGAGCGGAUUAGGGCAUCGCAAGUUCAUAACGAGGGACGGUGGUGGACCAGAGGGGUUAGGGUUCUUUUGAAGCUCCGUGAGUGGUCGGAGAUUGUUGCUGGACCGAGAUGGAAGACUUUCAUUCGUCGAUUUAAUCGGAAUCGGAGUGGUGGUUGUGGUGGUUGUGGUAGUGGUGGUGGUGGUGGAAGUGGUGUUAGGGCUGGGAAAUUUCAAUAUGAUCCCUUGAGUUACGCUAUGAAUUUCGAUGAAGGUUCGAGACAGAUUGGUGAAUUGGAUGAUGAUAUAGAUGAUUUCAAUGGUUAUCGAAACUUCUCUGCUCGUUAUGCUUCGAUUCCGGCGCCGUUGAAGACGGGAGGAACUAAGAAUGUUUCUGCCGUCGCGUAAAGGUGCGCUGUGUUUAAUAAAAUACGCCGUGUUUAGUGUUGUUAUUGUCCACACAUUUGGGCUGGCUGACAUCACCGCCGCCACCGCCGCCACCACCACCUCCUCCGUUAGAUUUUUCUUGUUUUCUUUUUUAAUUCUCAAAAGUAAAUACAUGUUUGAGUUAAUUUUGGACUUUCCUUUCUCUUUCUUCCUUAUGGUAUUGGUGGCACAUCAGGAUCAAUGUACAAUACGAUAAGAGUGGGUCUUUUUCUUUAAAAAACUAUUCUUUUACAUUAAAUUAUAUCCUAAUAGUAUAUAAUAAUACUGAUUGGGGGA
Cucumis sativus (cucumber) is the source of this 956-nucleotide messenger RNA. RefSeq lists its product as hypothetical. The record is from RefSeq and is a predicted model, not a curated record. NCBI's taxonomy places the organism in Eukaryota, Viridiplantae, Streptophyta, Magnoliopsida, Cucurbitales, Cucurbitaceae. Bases 114 to 641 code for a protein of 175 amino acids. The transcript has a single exon.